AUGAAGCGAAUGAGAAAUAAGAAGAAACAAGACGAAAAAGAAACUGACAUGAUGUUAGCAUUCAGAUUGUUCGACGUCAACCAAAAGGGGUACAUCGAGUCAGCGGAUCUACGCUACAUUAUACUAAAUAUGGACAAUAGAAUACCACGUGAUGAGUUGAAGGAAUUGAUUACAAGCGCCAAGCUUGACCAAGAUAGAAGAGUGACCUAUGAAGGUAAGCAAUUAAGCAUUUAAUUCAUCGUGUUAGCAUUUAAAAAUUCUCGUCUUUGAAACAGAACAUCUUCUUGAAAUAUUAAAGCAAUCGAAACUUUGCAAGAGGGCGGUUCAACAGAGAGGACAGUUACUAAAUCAUCGCCCCAACAACUUUAAAAUACUGUCAGCGGAAACCUCUCAAGAGACAAUUUUUUCUGAUCCAAGCGUCCACUAACUGUAGCUAGCGUAGUUUCUGUGAUAAUACAGCAAAGUUUUAAAAUUCUUUGUACGUAUGACAUCAGGAUCGUGUUUAAUAUAAACAUACUCCGAUUAAGAAACAGAACUGAGACAUCAAUUAAUAACUAUGUGACAUUUGACUGACAUUAUGUUUGUUUUGCAGAAUUUCUUGCUCUUUUCGAGUCACUUGAGGAGGAAUGA
This is a messenger RNA of Porites lobata, 630 nucleotides long. Lineage: Eukaryota; Metazoa; Cnidaria; Anthozoa; Scleractinia; Poritidae. The record is from the annotation of a GenBank genome assembly.